AUGUCUGAAUCAGGCUUGAUCUCUUAUCAUGACCUUUCUCGUGGGACUUAUGUACAUUCGAGACCAGCAGCACCACCAGCAGCACCAACAGGUUGGCCAGGAUCGUCACCGCCAUCUCCAAUACCAGCGAAGAUCGAGAAGAAAACAAAGGCUCCCAACCCGAGUUUCCGAAACCCCACCGAGCUCAUCACUGUCGAGUUUGGCCCGGAGAAGAUAAGAUUCGUUGUUCAUAAAGAAUUCGCCUGCUAUCACUCCCCAGUCCUCAAAGCAGCUCUCAAUAGCAACUUUAUUGAAGGUCAGACGCAGACUUACACCCUCAGGGAUCCUAGAGAGACCACCGGAAGAGUCUUUGUCCAUUGGCUCUACUCUCAACAACUACUCGACUACAAUGACUGGGAGCCGAAGAGCUCUCAAGACAAACAUCUGAUACUCAUCCAACUUCAUAUGCUGGCUGACAAGCUUCUAAUUCCUCGAUUACAGAAUGCCAUAAUCCAAUUAAUGCACCAGCACAUCCGGGAGCACAAAUUGGUCUUGAGAAGGACUCUCAAGUACGUGUAUAAGGAGACUGAGACGGGAUCCUUGCUGCGGCGAUUUAUCCUACAUCUGUGUGCAUGCUAUAUGCCCCGAAUGGUGUACUCGGAGUUUCCAGACGACGUACCGAAGGAGAUGUUGCUUGAGCUAGCUUUAGAAUACCAAACAAGCUUCAGGGUCGGGGAGACGGAGAAGGCGUUUGGCAUGGUGACAAACUGGAGCCAGUACCAGGUUCUGGAGAAGUAA
Messenger RNA from Lachnellula hyalina, 777 nucleotides. RefSeq lists its product as uncharacterized. Lineage: Eukaryota; Fungi; Ascomycota; Leotiomycetes; Helotiales; Lachnaceae. The transcript is spliced from 2 exons. Gene Ontology annotation, molecular function: protein binding. The coding region runs from base 1 to 777 and encodes 258 amino acids. The record is from RefSeq and is a predicted model, not a curated record.